This is a messenger RNA of Penaeus vannamei (Pacific white shrimp), 2182 nucleotides long. RefSeq names its product 5-hydroxyisourate hydrolase. Gene Ontology annotation, molecular function: hydroxyisourate hydrolase activity. NCBI's taxonomy places the organism in Eukaryota, Metazoa, Arthropoda, Malacostraca, Decapoda, Penaeidae. Gene Ontology annotation, biological process: purine nucleobase metabolic process. The record is from RefSeq and is a predicted model, not a curated record.
CAUACUUUUAGGGCAACAAAUAGUGAUGGCCGUGCAGGGCAGUUCCUCUCCCAAGAGGCCUUUACUCCAGGGACCUACAAGAUGUUCUUUGACACUGGGAAUUAUUUCAAGCAGCAAGGAACCACAGGAUUCUAUCCAUAUGUGGAGAUUGUAUUUGUUAUUGAAAGGCCUGAAGAACAUUACCAUAUUCCUCUUCUCUUAAGUCCAUAUGGAUACACUACCUACAGAGGCAGCUAAAUGCUACUUUAUCCUGAUUCAUGUCCAACAUGAUACCUGAAGAUUACUGCAAAGAUUGCCUGGGUUAUACGGGAAGGUUGAGUAUUGUUGUUCUAAAACUGUACAAGCAGUAUCAAUUAUUUUUUCUCAUGUUAAUCCAUUUUGUGCAUUUGUUUACUGUUACAACUAAUAAAAAUCACUGUCUUUAAUCAAAAUAGAUUAAGGGCCUUUUAACCUUUUUAAUACAAAAUACUAGCUUAAGGAAAGAAUAUCUUGCUAAUGUGAUAUAUUAAUACAUUAUUGUUUAUUGGCAGAAAUGAGAAUAUUUUGAAUGGGUAGAGAAUGAAAAUGAUCUUUUAUAUCCUUAUUUUUUUUAAAAAUUAUGAUAAAGACAAUUGUAGUGCAGAAUGAUUUUAUGUUAUGUUAAUAGUGAAUGCUGUAGAAUAGCAUGCCUUGGCGAAUGAUAGGUCUUUGUUUUAGUAUCAGUCACAAAAGCCUAUAAAUGUACUACUGAAGUUAUUCAGGAGCUUUAUACACUGAAUCUUAUGUGUAAAGGUUGGUUUCGAUUCUAUGCCCUUGGUGAUACAAAACUAAGAUGGUCCAGCCUUUAAAAGCAUAUAAGAUAUACAAUAGUUUUAUUGUUGUGUCUGCUGUAAGUUGGUGCUAGAAAAAAAGUACUUGCAUGCCUUGAUUUGUAUUUCAAAUAAUACAACUUUAAUUUAUAAGAAAACGAAAAGUAAGACCUGUUUUAUGUUACUAAAAUUAAAUUUUCAGUUAGUUUGCCAACAAUCAGUUACUACUAAUCUUUUGAAUAUUAAGUUUUUAAAGCAAUAGCUUCAUAAUUUUGGAUGGUUUUGGCAGUGCCCUUGAUGUCAGAUGUUAUUUUACAAUUUUCUUAGAUUUGGUCUUCCAUUCAUCUAUCUCUUUAAAUUUCAUGAGCAUUUGUGCCAAGAUAACCAAUUGUUUAUAAACUGAUUUUGUAUUCAAUAACUUUGAUAUGAAAUAAGGGAUAAAACAGGUACAGAUUCAACAUUUUUGGUGGUCCAAGCCCAGGCACAAUUGCCAAAUUGAAGAUCAUUAGAUAUGGGCGUUGGCAUAGCUGUUUUGUUCAAAAGCUUUGGCAAAAGACAUUGCUCCUAAAUGGGGGGCCGCUUGCCAGGUACACCCCCAUUGGAUAUGAAGUACCUCAGGCGAACCAUUUUAUGAUUUUUGUUUGAAAAUUAUUUGCCAGAUUUAGUGUGGUGGUGAAAGAAAGACCUUGAUUGCUUUCAUACACACUCAUUUUCCAGAUCUGAUGUUACUAGAUCAAAGACAACACAAAGUUAAAUUAUUCAAUUUAUUAAUUGAGAAACAAAAAGACAAGUCAUAGGGCACCUUCCACAUCAUGGGGAUUGUAGUAAGUAAUUAUGUUAAUCCUUUUAUAAUAUUGGAGUAUAUAUUGCAUAUGAUUGUCAUAAUCAUAACUGUUAUAUAUUUGUUAUUAUUGAUAUUAUUGAACUAAAACGAAGUCUAAAGAAUAGAUAGAAAGAACCUUCACCAGACUAAUGUGAUCAAAGUACUAUUGAGAAGUAACUGCUCCACCUUAAUUAACUAAGUAAUUACGAUAGUUAUAAGAAAAUAGUGGAGUGGUGACAAUCCGUAAAAUCUUUUUUGUAUUUUUCUCUCAUUCAUUAUCAUUAUCUGCAGUGUUAUGCUAUGGCAGAAUGAUUCUGUGAUAUUUUGCAAACUGUGCUGUUGUUAUUAAGUAUAAAUUCCUUUAUAUUACCAGUAGAUAGAAAAAGUAAAAUCAAAAGUUAGAUUAUGUAAAUCGUAAAUAUAUUGAACCAAUCUUUUGUGUUUGGUCCAUACAUCAGCUGACCUAUUUUAUGACUAAUCUUGUACUUCAAAAUUAAUAUAUAUAUGAUGGGAAACUGUUAUGAUAUAGACUAAUACACUAAUACUCAAAUAAAUUUAUAAUGAUUCAAAA